Messenger RNA from Ornithorhynchus anatinus (platypus), 1869 nucleotides. RefSeq names its product cathepsin W-like. The transcript is spliced from 11 exons. The record is from RefSeq and is a predicted model, not a curated record. Gene Ontology annotation, cellular component: lysosome. Lineage: Eukaryota; Metazoa; Chordata; Mammalia; Monotremata; Ornithorhynchidae. Gene Ontology annotation, molecular function: cysteine-type endopeptidase activity. The coding region runs from base 9 to 1076 and encodes 355 amino acids.
CCUCCCUCAUGGACCUGCUGGCCCUGCUGCUCCCCUGCCUCCUGGCCCAGCUGGGAGAGGUCGCCACCAUGGCCUCCCUGGGACCCGGUGGCCAGGACCAGCACCCCAAGCCUCUCCCUGACAUGACUCUGGAGCUGAUGGACAAAUUCAAGGACUUCCAGAUUCGCUACAAUAAGAGCUACGAAGACCAAGCAGAGUACGUGCGACGCUUCAAGAUCUUCGUCCAGAACCUGGCCCGGGCCCGGAAGCUGCAGGAGGAGGACGUGGGGACGGCGGAGUAUGGGGUCACGCCCUUCAGUGACCUCUCGGAGGAGGAGUUUCUCAGCCUUUAUGCGCCCAGAUUCGGGAUGCCCUCUGGUUGGGCAAAUCAAAUGGCCAGCAUCCCCGAGGGGCCUCUCCUCAAGGAAACUUGUGAUUGGAGAAAAAGAGGAGCCAUCACAUCGGUCAAAAAUCAGGGAUCCUGUGGCUCCUGUUGGGCCUUCGCCGCCGUCGGCAACGCAGAGUCCAUGUGGUACCUCAGGGCAGGCAAACGACUCGUCUCCCUCUCAGUGCAAGAAGUGUUGGACUGUGGUCGCUGUAGGGACGGCUGUCAGGGUGGCUACCCCGAGGAUGCCUUCAUCACCAUGUGGUUCAACAGAGGCCUGGCCAGUGAGAAGGACUACCCCUACAAGGUCCGGGCCAGGCCCAACAGAUGUCAGGCCAAUAAGACAAGAGCCGCCUGGAUCCACGACUUCAUCACACUGCCCAAAGAUGAGAUGUCCAUGGCCCGCUACGUGGCUGACAACGGACCCAUCGUCGUAAGCAUCAAAAUGCCGCAGCUGCAGCUCUACGUCGGGGGAGUUAUGCAUCCGUCCCACCAUAACUGCGACCCCAAAUCACCACACAGUAUCCUGCUAGUGGGCUUUGGUUUCAGUAAUGAUUCCUCUCACUGGAUCCUGAAGAAUUCUUGGGGCCCGGAAUGGGGAGAGAAGGGCUAUUUCCGACUGCAUCGUGGGAGCAACGCCUGUGGGAUCGCCGAUUAUCCCAUCACUGCCCUGGUCAAAGGUUCCAAACGCCGCGUCUCCUGCCCACCAUGAGACCCUCAGUCCUGUCCACCCAAUGGCCUGAGUUACCCUAUGCCCCCCACUGUCCCCUCCCUGUGGCUCCAGCAGGGACCACCCCCACUCCUGACCCUCCCCAAACAAUCCCGAGUCCCAGCCCAUCCUUGGAAUGAACCGGGAGAGAGCUUCUAGGAGGAGACGGCUGGUCUGGGCCACUCCCCUGAUCUCUUCCGGUUCCCUAACUGCCUGCUUAGGGCUGCGUCCCCUGCCCACUUUCCCCACACCUCUCCCCGCUUCCAACCCCCCCAACCACCUGCUUAGUGCUGCGUCCCCCUGCCCAUUCCCCCCACAUCCCCCCUUAGUCUCCCUCCGGCUCCCCGACCACCAGCUUAGUUAGGGCUGAGUCCCCCUGUCACCAUCCCUCCACACACACACCUUCUCUCUCACUCCUCUGCCCCCAGAUGAGGCCUGGGCGUCUCCUUAAUCCCCUGAGCAGCAGGACCCUGCCUCCAUAGUCUCUGCAGCCAUUUUAUGUCACCAUUUUGCCAGAGUAAAGAUCAAGUCUGGGGGGCGGAGGGCGGCGGCCAGUCCUCCCUCCCCAGGGAAGGGGGUCAGUCGUGAUACAGGCACAGGAGGCAGCUCCGGAGUGUCCCCGUGUAGCGGUCCCAGAGCGCCCGGUGCCUGCCAGGGGAGGAGAAGGAAGGGGGAGCACCACUAAGAGGCCGUUCUCUCGACUGGAAGCUCCCGGAGGGGAGGGCUCAUGCCUGCCUAUCCUACUGUCUUUUUGCAAACCUAGCUUAGAAGGCGCUCAAUAAAGAUGAUUGAUGGA